AUGCUAGGAACAACAUUGGACGAUAUAAAUUCACAUUUCAAAUGGUAUCGGGAAUAUGUUUGCUUAAAAAAUUGUCAACAAAAAGCGUUGGAGAAAUGGAAGGAAAACAGACAAAAAAUUGAAAAACCAAUCCAAGAGGCAAGACAAAAUCUGCAGUCGCACAUGUCGUCCUUUUGUAAAAUGAGUACAAGAUCGUCCGAAAAACUUUUAUACACAAACAGAUCAAGAAAUGAAUCUAGUGUCGUGUCAAAAAUUUAUAAUUCAACAGAACAAUGGAAGAACAGGUGUGAUGGUAAUAAUGACCCACCACAAAUCUUUCCUAUUAUACAAGAUAAAAGACAAAUACAUAUUCCAACCUGGCGUUUAGGAUUAUUUAAGAAU
Messenger RNA from Iphiclides podalirius (scarce swallowtail), 381 nucleotides. The record is from the annotation of a GenBank genome assembly. NCBI's taxonomy places the organism in Eukaryota, Metazoa, Arthropoda, Insecta, Lepidoptera, Papilionidae.